Molecule: messenger RNA, 1560 nt
Organism: Candidula unifasciata
Lineage: Eukaryota; Metazoa; Mollusca; Gastropoda; Stylommatophora; Geomitridae
Source: the annotation of a GenBank genome assembly
AUGCUGCCGAAGCUUUUCGAUUUAUAUUCAGUGUAUUUCUUCGCGAUUUUAAUCGGUGUUGUAACGUUUGAUGGUACCCGAGCUAAAGCAAUUUGGGGCAAGCCAAAGAAUUUCGCGACAAGCCACGACAGUCGUCCCUUAAUUGUCAUCUCAUUUGAUGGAUUCAGGUGGGAUUAUUUAUCCAGGACCAGCACUCCAAACUUCGAUAAAUUUUUAAAAUAUGGUGUUACAGCUCGUCACGGUCUUCGAAAUGCCUUUGUGACGAAAACUUUCCCGAACCAUUUCACUCUAGCUACAGGACUUUGGGAAGAGAAUCAUGGAAUAGUCGCUAACGUUAUGUACGACCCUGUUCUUAAUCAGACAUUCACGUCUAGUAAUAUAUCCGCAAUGAAUGAUCCAGCCUGGUUUAAUGUAGGGGCCGAGCCCAUAUGGGUGACGAACCAGCUUCAGACUUUAAAUGGUAGAAGUGGGGUUAUAAUGUGGGUUGGUGGAGGUGCACCAAUUAAGUGGGUGAAGCCAUCAAGAUACGUUCCUUUCAGUAAAAGUGUGACAAAUGAAACUAAAAUAGACACGCUGGUAGAGUGGUUUACCGAUGAAUAUCCUAUAAAUCUGGGGAUGAUUUACUUCGAUCAACCUGAUGGAUUUGGGCAUGCUUAUGGGCCUGAUUCACCGCAAGUUACUGGAAUGAUCGGAGGGCUUGAUGAAGUUGUGGGGUAUCUGCUGAAACGGCUGGAGGAGAAGGGGUUGUUGGAUAGCAUGAACAUAAUUAUCACCAGUGAUCAUGGGUUCACAAAUACACCUGUUGAGAAUAUGAUUAACUUGGAUCAUUUUUUAGAUCCAGAAUCGUACACUAUUCCAAAUCUUUCACCCAUCGCCACUAUAUGGCCCAAUGAAGGAAAAUUAGAGGAGAUUUAUCAAAAUUUGACUGCAGGGGCAAAAAUUCAUGGUAACUUUACUGUUUACAAACGAGAAGAAGUGCCUGCGCAUUUCCAUUACACAAACAAUAGACGUAUAUCUCCAGUUGUGGCUGUUGCUGCUGAUACAUUCUCAUUUUGCACAGGAGUAUGUCAGCAAUGGGAGAAGGGUGAUCAUGGCUAUGACAACACACUUCAAGACAUGCACCCAUUUUUUCUGGCCAUGGGUCCAUCAUUCAAGCAUAAUUUUUCAGUGGAUACCUUUGACAAUGUUGAUGUCUACCCUUUGAUGUGCCAUUUGUUGGGACUGACCCCAGCCUCAAACAACGGUAGCCUGGCGGUGGUCUCGGAGUUGUUGGUGAUGGCUGCAGAAGAUUAUAGAAUAUUAAUUACCACAUAUAUUUUCAGUGCCAUCUUCAUCGUUCUUGUGGGAGGUGUGUUUGUGGCUGGCGCCAGCAAGAUUUUGUGCUCCAACAAAAACACAAAGCUGGGAGAGUACUCGAAUAUUGUGGAUCAACAUCAGGGUGUUGUAGAGUCAGCUGAAAUGAAGAGUAACCGAAACGGGAAUGCGACCGAGGUGCCCUCCAAGCUCAGUGGUUCUAAGAUUCCUUUGCUUCUGGCACAGGAUGCUGAUAGUUCUUCUUGA